Messenger RNA from Punctularia strigosozonata HHB-11173 SS5, 600 nucleotides. RefSeq lists its product as uncharacterized. The transcript has 3 exons. The record is from RefSeq and is a predicted model, not a curated record. The coding region runs from base 1 to 600 and encodes 199 amino acids. Lineage: Eukaryota; Fungi; Basidiomycota; Agaricomycetes; Corticiales; Punctulariaceae.
AUGGCAGCCCGCGCUCAAAAGGGCGAAGGCGAAGGAAGGUGGUGGCUCGGAGCACAGCUGUCGUCGUCUCUCCCGGUAGGCACCGCUCCCUGGCGCAUCGCUGGCACCGUCGCCGCCCACAUCAGCACUCCCAUCGGCCCCCAACCGGCGCACAAGGCAGCCCACAGGCCUGUGCUCGUCGCGGACGAUGGCAUGCGCCGCUCACCAGGCGCCGGCGCCAAUCUUGAUCUCAAUCUGAUCCGCAUCUUUCGCAAGGAUUUGAUAUCCUUCGUCUUCCCGGCCUUCUCGCCUGUCAUUGGCCUGCCCUAUCCGUCGUUCCCCGCCUAUUGUCUAGGCCUGCUGCUCUCAUUGGUCCGCGCCGCCAAGUAUACGGCGGACGGCGUGCUCGGACGAACUCGCGGCCGUUUCUCUGUCCCGACGAACGACGAUGUCAAAGACCACUCCAACACCGUCAUGCUCGCCUUCCAGAGGCUCCUCGACGCCGUCAUACUCAAACUGCUUCCCGCUCCGAUACGAGCAUUGCUGCUGCCAGAUACGGCCAGUCUGCUCUGGACGGGACCCAAUCACGCCGGCCAAACCAGGCGCAGCGCGCAGGAUUAA